Messenger RNA from Monascus purpureus, 1860 nucleotides. NCBI's taxonomy places the organism in Eukaryota, Fungi, Ascomycota, Eurotiomycetes, Eurotiales, Aspergillaceae. The record is from the annotation of a GenBank genome assembly.
CAACACCUUGCUCUUCUUCCAGUCAUCAGUCUCUUUCAGCACCAAACAACCCUCCUCAGCCCUCAAUUUCUCAAUUACCACUCUGAAAAUGACGAGAAGACAUUUUUUCGAUCUCCAAGAUUCGUCUCUGGCAUUACGCCCGUCAGACUCCAGCAGCAUUCCUCCCGAACCUUAUGUUCCCCGUUCCCUUCCCCAGCCACGCGCCAGCCGCGAAAGCGUCUCCCCUGAAGCCUACACAAAGCCGUACUGUGAGUUCAUGACAGAGAAUCCGACCAUAUUCCAUGCCGUCGAUGCCUUCUCGAGACAGCUUGAGCAGCAUGGGUACAAGCGCCUCUCCGAGCGCGCAGUGUGGACCUCGCAACUGAAAGCUGGCGGGAAAUACUACUGUACGCGUAACGGCAGCGCACUGAUUUCCUUCGCUAUUGGGAAGGACUACAAGAGCGGCAAUGGCAUUGCCAUUAUAGGGGGCCAUAUUGAUGCCCUGACGGCGAAGCUGAAACCCGUCUCCAAGCUUCCAACCAAGGCGGGUUUCCGCCAGCUCGCUGUUGCGCCAUACGCCGGUGGUCUGGGUAGGACAUGGUGGGAUCGUGAUCUCUCCAUUGGUGGUCGCGUAUUGGUGCACAACCCGGCAACAGGCAAGGUUGAGACCAAGCUGGUGAAGCUGGAUUGGCCGGUGGCCAAGAUCCCGACGCUGGCGCCGCAUUUCGGGACCCCCUCCCAGGGUCCCUUCAACCAGGAGACGCAGAUGGUUCCUGUGGUGGGGAUUGAUAACUCGGAUCUUUUUGCGCAGACGACGACUCCUCCUGCCGAGGGUAAUCAUGGUGCUUUCAAAGCAGGCUCUUUUGCCUCCACGCAGCCUGAGAAGCUGGUCAAGGUCAUCUCGCGCGAGCUGGGCAUCGCGGAUGCGAAUGAUAUUGUCAGCUGGGAGCUUGAACUGUAUGACAGCCAGCCCGCGCAAGUGAUCGGACUGGAGAAGGAUUUGAUAUCCGCCUGCCGCAUUGAUGACAAGCUGUGCUGCUAUGCCGCGCAGGAGGCGCUAAUAGCCUCUCCGGAUGACGCAUCAAGCGGUGUUGUGAAGAUGGUUGGCAUGUUCGAUGAUGAGGAAGUUGGCAGCUUGCUGCGUCAAGGUGCUCGCUCCAACUUCAUGAGCAGUGUGAUAGAGCGCAUUGCAGAGGCCUUUGCCCCUAACUACGGACCAAACGUGCUCUCUCAGACGGUAGCAAACAGCUUCUUCGUCUCUUCCGAUGUCAUCCACGCUGUUAACCCGAACUUCCUCAAUGCCUACCUGGAGAACCAUGCUCCCCGUCUGAAUGUUGGCGUGGCUGUCUCUGCCGAUCCGAACGGCCAUAUGACCACUGACAGCGUCAGUUAUGCUAUUCUCAAACGCGUCGCUGAGCGCUGCGGAUCUAUACUUCAGGUAUUUCAGAUCCGCAAUGACUCGCGAAGCGGUGGCACCAUCGGCCCUAUGACCAGUGCACGCAUUGGCGUGAGAGCUAUCGAUGCCGGUAUCCCUCAGUUGAGCAUGCACAGCAUUCGCGCGACAACCGGUAGUUUGGAUCCUGGCUUGGGCGUGAAGCUGUUCAAGGGAUUCUUUGACUAUUUUGAAGAAGUCGAUAGGGAGUUUUCUGAUUUCUAGACUGUUCCUAUCUUGAUUCUUACUUCUCUUGUUACGCACUAUGUUCUAUCUCUGUCGUUUUUGACCUUUUCUGCUCCACGAGCAUUUGUUUGUGCCAAACUGCUUUCUGUUUAUCAGUUUAUAUAUGUUUUUUAUUGACUACUCGUGUGGCUUCUUGCCUUGUUAUUCACCUCAUAUUUUGCUCCGUCUACUAAUAUCCAAAUGAUAGAUGAGAAGAGGAUAUG